Molecule: messenger RNA, 4588 nt
Organism: Lampris incognitus (smalleye Pacific opah)
Lineage: Eukaryota; Metazoa; Chordata; Actinopteri; Lampriformes; Lampridae
Product: forkhead box protein J3-like
Exons: 13
Coding region: 317-2251 (644 amino acids)
Biological process (GO): regulation of transcription by RNA polymerase II
Cellular component (GO): nucleus
Molecular function (GO): DNA-binding transcription factor activity, RNA polymerase II-specific; RNA polymerase II cis-regulatory region sequence-specific DNA binding
Source: RefSeq, a predicted model, not a curated record
CUGUCUGGAGCCGCUGCUUGGGGGGGUGGGGGGUGGGGGAAUUGUGCCGGUUCACAAACACCUAAAGGCACCGGCCUUUGCAGAGGCCAGAUGAAGAACCUGUGAACAUGUACCGGGGAAGGACUCUGCCUUUCACAUCAGCGGAUUCCCCAGACACUUGGACGAAAAGAAAGAUGGAAAGGACUGAAAAGAACUUGAGCCAGGCCCGCUGUGCAGCAACCAAUCAGUGAGCCAAACGGAGACUCUCCAUACGACACGUCACUGAGCCUCCAACCCUCUCCUUUGAACCCCACCUCCCCCUUGACUUCUGAGAACUAUGACCUCUGAACUGGAGAGCAGCCUGACCUCCAUGGACUGGCUCCCCCAGCUCAGCAUGAGGGCGACUAUCCAAAAGGCAGAUGCGGGAGGGCACCAUGGGCACCACCACCACCAUCAUGGACACCACCUCCACGGGCACCACCAUCCGGGACUCCACGGGCACCAGCAUCCAGGGCAUGUGCCGGGCAAGAAGGGGUCCCAGCUAGACCCCGGCACCACGCUGGACCAGGAAGAGGUGGCUCAGCAUAGGGACGGCAAGCCACCCUACAGCUACGCCAGCCUCAUCACCUUCGCCAUUAACGGCUCGCCACGCAAACGGAUGACCCUCAGCGAGAUCUAUCAGUGGAUCUGUGACAACUUCCCCUACUACCGGGAAGCGGGCAGUGGCUGGAAGAAUUCCAUACGGCACAAUCUGUCCUUGAACAAGUGUUUUCUCAAAGUGCCUCGCUCCAAAGACGACCCCGGAAAAGGUUCCUACUGGGCCAUAGACACCAACCCUAAAGAGGAUAUUGUGCCCAGCAGGCCGAAGAAGAGGCCGCGCUCUGGAGAAAGGGCAUCCACCCCCUACAGCCUUGAGUCAGAGUCUCUAAGAAUGGAUUGCAUCAUGUCAGGAGGAGCCUCCCCCACGCUGGCCAUCAACACCGUUACCAACAAGGUGGUGCUGUAUAACCCCGAAGUGGAGGGCAGUGAGAGUCCUGGUAGUUUGGGAGGCAGCCUCAGUAACAGCCUGUCUGACCAGAGCCUGGCUUCCCUAAACCUCAACACUGCUGUCAGCACUGGCAGUAAUGUGCACAGCUACACACCGGUGAGUAGCCACUCGGAGCCCUCAUCACAGGCCCUGAGCCUCCAGCAGCCCGCCCCUCCUCCCCCGCCACGUCCCCCUCCCCUGCCCCCGGCUCCCCCCCAACCCCAGUACGGGGUGCCGGUGCCGGAGGUGAGGGAUAAGCAUGCCUGCUUCUCCGACUUUGAGGACCUCAGCGCCUCCUUCCGCAGCCUCUACAAGUGUGUCUUUGAGCACUCCUUCUCACAGCAAGAUCUGAUGGGUAUGCCCAGUGAGUCAGGGCAGCAGGGCCGGUCUGUCUGCUCUUAUCAGCCAUCCCCGGGCACGGUUGGAGGAGGCGGUGGCGGUGCCCACCACCACCAACACAACCAUGGCCAAGCGCCGCACCACCCUCACCACCCCCCACAGCAGCACCUCCCACCUCACUCCACCCACAGCCAGCACCAAGCGCACAGUCAGCAUGGACCGCACCAACAGCACUCCAACCAUUCCCAGCAACAGCACUCGUCCCUUGCCCACCACAGCCACACUGGACCACCCUGCUCCGGCGCUGGUAUGUCAGCAGACUGGUACCCCAACCUGGACUGGCUGAAGGAAAGCUGCCGCAUAGCCACCAGCUACAACUGGGCCGAUGUAGACCUUUCUCCCUUUCAAGGCCUAAAAGAGAGCAUGAGGCAGGCUGAACUCAACAACUGGUCGCUUGACCCAGCCCAGAUGGCAGACCUCUGUUCCUCCAUCAACCAGUUCUUCACGGCCACGGGGGUCAUCCCUCCACAGGGGGCAGUCCAGUCUCAGCCGCAGGCCCAACACCGGACAACACCACCAGCAUCCCAGCACCCAGCCCAGCCUCAUGGGGCAAUGCAUUCCAAGGCUACCCAGCACACUCAACAUGGGCAACACAACCAGCAUAACCAGCACAUAGGCUCGGGGAGCAUGUACAUGGACUCAAGACAGAACAUGGCUGCUAUGAUGGGCCCACCAGGUUACCCUCACAUGCCCCCCAUGAGCAACACAGGCCCCACCAUGACAGGCCACCAUAGCCAGCUGAGUCAGCAGCCACAGCACAUGCUGCCUCAGGGCCACUUCCAGAUGAGACGUCUGCCAGCUGCUGACGACAUUCAGGACGACUUUGACUGGGACUCCAUCGUAUAGACCGACCCAAGAGGAUGGAGCAGAGGACAGUAAGGCGAAGGAGUGGGAGAGAGGGCACAGAAAUUGAAGAAGACAGGUGAGACCUACAACUGAACAACCUGCCACCCUAAUUUGUCCGAGAGAGAAACUGAAGACAAUCCAAAAAGGAACAAAAUGUAACAUGAUUUUUCUCUGUCCUAUAUGUCUUUUUUUUCUUUUUCUUAAUGAAUCUAAAGACAAUCAAGAAAAUAGUGAGACCUAACAGGCUUACAGUGUUGGGCAAGCCAAGAUGUAGACAUUGUCCCAAAAAAAAAAGGACAUUUGAAGCAUUUGAACCAGAAUUGUCUCGUCUCGUGUCCCCCAGUGCCAUCAGGGUUUACAAGUCGCCAAAGUGUUAAAAAAAAAAAAGUGAAGCGUUGUAACUUUUCAUUUGUUGUGCCUCAGAGCUUUUCCCCCGCCUGGAAUGUGUGUGUCCUAUAUGUGCACAAAUUCAUGACAUUGAGCAUAUUGCCAACAGAUUAAAAAAAAAAAAUUCUCCUUUGUCAAGACUCUUUCCAGAAGUGGUGUGUUACCCUUGCUACACACACAAAGGCCCAAAGAUGAAAGUUUCCAGUACUUUCCAUCAAGUAACAUAAUCUAUAGCUGUCUUUUGUUUGUCCUUUCAUAUACUGUGAGGGGGAGGAUUAUCUUUAAUGUAUAAAAGGAAUGAGAGGUGAAUAGAGCACCACCUUGUGGAGGAAAAGCCUCUGUGCUGCUGUUUAGUUUAACGUCUACAGUUUUGUGUCAUGCAGACAAACUACGUUACGGACGGAUUUCUUCCUAGAGAAAUUAGUUUUAAACAACUGUAUUGUUUGUCUCUAUUAUCUUCUGUGGAUCAUCCUGUUUUAUUGCUAGACAGGUAUUACAAACUUUAAAAAAAAAGACUCUCAGUGUUGAUAAUUUAAAUACCAUUACCUUCCAUAAGCUACUCGUAAAUUGCCACAUAGCGACAUCAAGUAAAAUUUAACUCCCAUAUCCUCUCCAACUGGUUUUGUCCAGAGCCGGUACAUUAAUAUCACUGUGUGUGUGUGUGUGUGUCUGUGUGCUUGAGCAAACCACCCUACCAGUAUGUCUAUGGUGCCACAUUCUCAGGGUAUUACUUUCAUCUCUCAUGUCUGAACAACAAAAAGCCAUCUAGUGUCUCUGUAUUGUGUAUGUGAUGUGAGGUUGUGACCACUAUCUGUUGGUGAGGAAAGUGCUUCAGGGUUUUUAAUUUGGUUGGAAGGAAGGAGGGGCCAUGAACACAAACCUCCAUGAGUUGCUCUGUGAGCUAACUGAUAUGAUAUGACGGGUGCAACACUACAUUAAGAUAGAAAAAAAAUAGAUUGGAUUAGACUACGCACGACUAGGACUGAGAAUUGGACUCGAGGAUUUUUUUGUUUUUUGUUAUAAGUAAGCAUUUUGUUAUAAGUAAGCAUUUUGAGCUAUACGGAUGAUGAAAAGAGCAGUGCAUUAUUUGUAACUGGAAUAACAAUUAGUUUCAUUAGGAAAGUUGAGGAAGAUUUGCAGUUGCCUCAUGUAGGAUAGCAGAAGAAAAGCAGUUUUUGCACAAUGUAAAGCUUGGUAUUGUCUGAUGGAGAAAAAAAAUUGUUUCUGUUUUUUUUUUUUUUUAACUUUUUUCUUUUUGUCUUUGAAAAAAAUGAUUGACCAGUGAGGGAACAAAGACUAAACAAAACUUUCAAACGCUCAAGAUAUUUUCCUGUGAUCUUUCAUUUUAUCUGUCUGUAAAAGUGUGUAUAGUCUUCUCUGAUUCCCCUCACCAUAGAAAGCCACCAUCGAAAAAAUAAUACCCAUGUGAAACAAAUAAAGGUGUCUGUAUUUAAUGGGUAUACGAUGAUAAUGACAAUGAGAUAUGGGACCUUAAAGUGCUCUUUGGCUUGGAAGACCUAGUUACAAUGAAUGGUCAAGACAAUAUUUCAUGAAAAAAACGUAUUAUUGCCAUUAAAUGCUGUAUUACUGUGACCAGCAUAUAUAUAUAUAUAUAUAUAUAUAUAUAUAUAUAUAUAUAUAUAUAUAUAUAUAUACAUACACACACACACACACACACAUAUGUAUAUAUAUUCAAUGUUUGUGUUGUUGUCGUUGUAAAUAACAGUAUGUACUUUGUCCUUUGCCCUUGAAAAACAAAGACUGACAAAAGAUAAUGAGCAAAAGGAGAGAAAGUAUUUUGUUAUUUGUCCUUGGAAGACACAAUAUGUACAUACCUUCAGUAUAUUGUAAAUAAGUGAAAAAGAAUGCUUUGGCUUUUUGUGUGUCAUAAAUAUUCUGUGUACGGCAGGUCAACAGUUAAAAUAUGUUUCAGUGUUUAUUAAAAAUGUC